AUGAAACCCAGAGUCACAAACUCACAUCAAUCAAACCAAAUAUAUCUAUCUAUCUAUCUAUCUAUCUAUCUAUCUAUUAAGAAACGGAUUAAUCCAACAGAAAUCUUAUUUCAAUUUAAACAUAAAAAACAUCUAUUCAUAAUAAAAAAAAUAAAACUCUAUCUAUCUAUCUAUCUAUCUAUCUAUCUAUCUAUCUAUCUAUCUAUCUAUCUAUCUAUAAAACACACAUCUAUCUAUCUAUGUAUCUAUCUAUUUCAGUAUGUUUAUUAUCUAUCUAUCUAUCUAUCUAUCUAUCUAUCUAUCUAUCUGUUGUUAACACUGUAUGUUUAUUUUUUAUCUAUCUAUCUAUCUAUCUAUCUAUCUAUCUAUCUCAUUAACUUAUGCGCAAAUACCGGCAUCUGUCUCUUCUUCCUCCAACUAUGGACCCCACCCCUAACUAAUCUAUCUAUCUAUCUAUCUAUCUAUCUAUCUAUCUGUCAAAAUUUGUUUUAUCUAUCUAUCUAUCUAUCUGUCAAAAUUUGUUUUAUCUAUCUAUCUAUCUAUCUAUCUAUCUAUCUAUCUAUCUAUCUUUCAAAAUUUGUUCUAUCUAUCUAUCUAUCUAUCUAUCUAUCUAUCUAUCUAUCUCAUCUAUCUAUUUAUCUCAGUGUGUUUUAUCUAUCUAUCUAUCUAUCUAUCUAUCUAUCUAUCUCUAUGUAUUUAUUUAUUUUUAUAUAUUUAUUUCUUUCUAUCUAUCUAUCUAUCUAUCUCAUUCUGUUCAUUAUCUACCUAUCUAUCUGUCAAAAUUUGUUUUAUCUAUCUAUCUAUCUAUCUAUCUAUCUAUCUAUCUAUCUAUCUAUCAGUCUGUACAGAUUUAUCUAUCUGUUUUUACAAAUCUAUCUAUCUAUCAGUCUGUACAAAUCUAUCUAUCUAUCUAUCUAUCUAUCUAUCUAUCUAUCUAUCUGUACAGAUCUAUCUAUCUAUCUAUCUAUCUAUCUAUCUAUCUAUCUAGACUCUGCUCCCAACUAUUGUCAAACAUUCAACCAUCGCCACGUCCUCUUCCCUGCCGCUAUCCCCAACCGACCGUUUUUUUUUAUUGCUUUCAUUUCGGUGUCGCUUGAUCAUAUGAGUUCUAUUCAUAUCUAUCUAUCUAUCUAUAAGUCUGUACAGAUCUAUCUAUCUAUCUAUCUAUCUAUCUAUCUAUCUAUCUAUCUAUCUAUCAGUCUUUACAGAUUUAUCUAUCUAUCUAUCUAUCUAUCUAUCUAUCUAUCUAUCUAUCUAUCUAUCAUCUAUCAGUCUGUACAGAUCUAUCUAUCUAUUAUUCAUCUAUCUAUCUAUUAUUAUCUAAAUCUAUCUAUAUCUAUCAGUCUGUACAGAUUUAUCUAUCUGUUUUUACAAAUCUAUCUAUCUAUCAGUCUACAGAUAUCUAUCUAUCUAUCUAUCUAUCUAUCUAUCUAUCUAUCUAUCUAUCUAUCUAUCUGUACAGAUUUAUCAUCUGUCUACACAAAUCUAUCUAUCUAUCUAUCUAUCUAUCUAUCUAUCUAUCUAUCUAUCUAUCUAUCUAUCUAUCUGUACAGAUUUAUCUAUCCAUUUUUACAAGUCUAUCUAUCUAUCUAUCUAUCUAUCAUCUAUUAUUAUCUAUCUAUCUAUCUAUCUAUUUACCAGUCUGUACAGAUUUAUCUAUCUCUCUUUACAAAUCUAUCUUUAUACAUCUCUCUCUCUCUAUCUAUCUAUCUACAUGCGUGUCAACCCGCACUAGAAGAUUAUCUAUCUAUCUAUCUAUCUAUCUAUCUAUCUAUCUAUCUAUCUAUCUAUCUAUGA
Molecule: messenger RNA, 1797 nt
Organism: Acanthosepion pharaonis
Lineage: Eukaryota; Metazoa; Mollusca; Cephalopoda; Sepiida; Sepiidae
Source: the annotation of a GenBank genome assembly